Ananas comosus (pineapple) is the source of this 3709-nucleotide messenger RNA. RefSeq names its product nuclear export mediator factor NEMF homolog. The transcript is spliced from 14 exons. The record is from RefSeq and is a predicted model, not a curated record. Gene Ontology annotation, biological process: ribosome-associated ubiquitin-dependent protein catabolic process; rescue of stalled cytosolic ribosome. The coding region runs from base 7 to 3321 and encodes 1104 amino acids. NCBI's taxonomy places the organism in Eukaryota, Viridiplantae, Streptophyta, Magnoliopsida, Poales, Bromeliaceae. Gene Ontology annotation, cellular component: RQC complex. Gene Ontology annotation, molecular function: zinc ion binding; tRNA binding; ribosomal large subunit binding.
GUGCGGAUGAACACGGCGGAUGUGGCGGCGGAGGUGAAGUGCCUCCGCAAGCUCAUCGGGAUGCGGUGCGCCAACGUAUACGACAUCUCCCCUAAGACUUAUCUAUUCAAGCUGAUGAAUAGCAGUGGAAUCACCCAAUCAGGGGAGAGUGAAAAGGUAUUUUUGUUGAUGGAAAGCGGAGUCAGGUUGCAUACAACUCAGUAUAUGCGAGACAAAAAUACAACUCCUUCCGGCUUUACUCUUAAAUUGCGGAAACAUAUACGGACAAAAAGACUUGAAGACAUCCGGCAACUGGGAUAUGAUCGUAUUAUUCUUUUCCAAUUUGGAUUGGGUAGUAAUGCUCAUUAUAUAAUUCUUGAACUAUAUGCCCAAGGAAAUAUUCUUCUCACGGAUUCUGAGUUUACUGUAAUGACGCUACUCCGCUCUCACAGAGAUGACGAUAAGGGUUUGGCUAUUAUGUCACGCCAUCGCUAUCCAAUAGAGGCUUGCCGCCUUUUCGAAAGGACUGACUACUCAAAGUUAAAAGCCACCCUAAAUAAGCCAAAUUCAACCAAGCAUGAUGAGUCUUCAGAACUUAUUGAUGAUGGGAACAAUAUUCCAGAUAAAUCCAAAGAGCAAACUAAAUCUAAGAAUAAAAAAGCCAAUGAUGGUGGCCAAUCAAAUAAAGCUACUUUGAAGACCAUUAUUGGAGAGGCUUUGAGCUAUGGACCAGCACUCUCUGAGCAUAUUAUAUUGGACGCUGGCCUGCUUCCAAAUAUAAAACUUGGGAAAGAUCCUGAUAGUAAAAUUGGGGAUGACACGAUACACCUUCUUGCAGAAGCUGUUUCGAGGUUUGAAGAUUGGCUUGAGGACAUCAUAUCCGGUAAGAGGAUUCCCGAAGGAUACAUUGUGAUGCAGAGUAAAACUACUGGAAAGGAUACAAAAAACCCACAAGAAUCGGCUUCAUCUUUGAAGAUAUAUGAUGAAUUCUGUCCUAUACUGCUGAAUCAGUUCAAGUCAAGGGAAUCUGUUAAAUUUGAAACAUUUGAUGCAGCUUUGGACGAGUUCUACAGUAAAAUCGAGAGCCAAAGAGUGGAGCAGCAGCAAAAAGCAAAAGAAGAAACAGCAAUACAAAAGCUUAAUAAGAUACGCUCGGAUCAGGAAAACCGUGUACAUACAUUGAGGAAAGAAGUGGACCAUUGUACUGAAUUGGCGCAACUGAUCGAGUACAACUUAGAAGAUGUGGAUGCGGCCAUUCUAGCCGUCCGUGUUGCCCUAGCAAAUGGGAUGGCUUGGGUAGAUCUUGAGCGCAUGGUGAAGGAAGAGAGGAAAUCAGGAAAUCCAGUAGCGGGUCUCAUUGAUAAACUCCAUUUGGACAGAAAUUGUAUUACCCUGCUCCUCAGUAACAACCUCGAUGAAAUGGAUGACGAUGAAAAAACUGCCCCUGCUGAAAAGGUAGAGGUCGAUUUGGCACUUUCUGCACAUGCAAAUGCACGCCGCUGGUACGAAAUGAAGAAAAAACAGGAAAGUAAGCAAGAAAAGACCAUAACAGCACAUGAGAAGGCUUUUAAAGCAGCUGAGAAGAAGACGCGCCAACAACUUGCUCAGGAAAAAACUGUUGCUGCAAUAUCUCAUAUGCGUAAAGUUCACUGGUUCGAGAAAUUCAACUGGUUCAUCAGCAGCGAGAAUUAUUUGGUUAUCAGUGGUCGUGAUGCUCAACAAAAUGAGAUGAUUGUCAAGCGAUACAUGUCCAAAGGAGAUCUGUAUGUACAUGCAGACCUUCACGGAGCUUCGAGUACUGUGAUCAAGAAUCACAAACCAGAUAGUCCCAUACCGCCCCUGACGUUAAAUCAAGCUGGAUGUUUUACUGUCUGUCACAGCCAAGCAUGGGACUCGAAAAUUGUAACGAGCGCUUGGUGGGUGUACCCAAAUCAAGUGAGCAAAACUGCACCAACCGGCGAGUAUCUCACUGUGGGAAGCUUCAUGAUCCGCGGUAAAAAGAAUUUUCUCCCUCCUCACCCUCUUGUGAUGGGAUUUGGUCUUCUCUUUCGUUUGGAUGAAAGCUCCUUGGCUUCACAUCUAAAUGAAAGGCGUGUAAGAGGUGAAGAUGAAGCCCUUCAAGAAGACCAAGAAGAGCCUCGUAAAGAACAGAACGAUUCUGGUUCAGAUGAAGAAAUUAUUAGUGAAGGAGAGACAAGUAAAGAACCAGAUACAGUUCCAGUAUCUCCUAAUGAUAAUGUUGAAGCAAGCAAUUUGAAAGACCUUCACGAUGAGAAUUCCUCUGAUAAAGAUAUUACUUCCCAACUUGAGGUUCUUAUGGAUAAGGCUUUGGGCCUUGGCCCUGCUAAAUUAUCUAAUAAUACCUCUGGUUUGGAUGAUAAUAAAUCGACAUUGGAAGCGGCGGAUGAUGUUGAAGAGAAAAAGGCUGCUGUGAGAGAGAAGCCUCAUGUAUCGAAGGCAGAGAGGCGAAAACUUAAGAAAGGACAGAAUAAAAAUGAAAUCGCGAGUGAGUUACAUGAAAACGAAGCAGGAAAUAAACCCGUUCUUUCAGGUUCUCAACAAGAUAAAGUUAAGGAGAACUUAAAGACUGCUAGUAUGAAAAUUAGUCGUGGGCAAAAGGGCAAACUUAAGAAGAUUAAGGAGAAAUAUGCGGAGCAGGAUGAAGAAGAAAGGGAAAUUCGUAUGGCUUUACUAGCGUCUGCUGGAAAAGCUCUGAAAAAGGAUAAAGAUUCACAUGAUCAGGAUGGUGUUGCUGAAAAGCCAACAAAAGCAGUAUCCGGCCAAGAUGAUUCGUUGAAAGUAUGUUACAAAUGUAAAAAAUCCGGCCACCUUUCUCGCGAUUGUCGAGAAAAUUCUUCCGAAGCAGAUCAGCCCCACGGCUUAAAUGCAAAUGGUGCCAACUCUGAGGAUCUUACUUCAGAAGCAAACAAAUCUAAUUCUGAGAUGGCUAAGAUAGCUAUCGAUGAAGAUGGAAUCCAUGAAAUUGGCGAAGAAGAGAAAAUGAAAUUAAAUGAUUUAGAUUACUUGACAGGAAAUCCUCUACCAAGUGAUAUUUUGCUGUACGCUGUUCCGGUUUGCGGUCCUUAUAAUGCGUUGCAAACAUACAAAUACCGUGUCAAGAUAACUCCAGGCACUGCAAAGAAAGGGAAAGCUGCAAAAACUGCGAUGAAUCUAUUCAGUCACAUGCCCGAAGUGACGAACCGAGAAAAGGAACUAAUGAAAGCAUGCACCGACCCGGAAUUGGUGGCCGCAAUUAUCGGCAACGUUAAGAUCACCGCGCCAGGUCUCACUCAACUAAAGCAGAAACAAAAGAAGGGGAAGAAGUCGUCAAAGGAAAACUAGAAGAUACUUCAGCAGGCUGCAAAGCUUCAAAAGAUUACUCGUCAGAAUAUUUGGCUCGUGUCUGGGAAUUUUCUUCAUAGACAGACGGAAGAAAAGGCUAAAUGGUUUUCCGUGGCAAGAUCGAAUAGAUGUGAACUAAAAGAAGAUUGAAUUUUGAGCUGUUAAUAGAUCAGAUUUGUAUCUUAGAGGGUUUUUUUUUUUUUUUUUUCCUUCUGUUUUCAUCUUUGAAACUUCAAUGUUGCAAUGUAAUAUACAAAUCUGAGAUUCAGUUCUUUGCAACUUACCUGCAAUGUAACAUAACCUAUCAUGCUCAAACUGUGACAACUACUGAUACUUUGUUCGCACACUGUUCGAUAAUGAUAUUAAAAUGUUGUGGAAGAGUUCUUCA